AUGAAUAGGCUGAAGAGGUCAAUCGCGGUGGUGAAGGCUGUCGGAGACGUACACGCUUCUUGCACAGUAACCACUACCUUCCUAAUUCGGACCCCGCCUCGCCUUUGCCUCCUCCAUCGUCCUCGAAUUCCCACUUCCUCACUUCUCCUCAUCGACUGCGCUCAUGCCAUGCCUAAAGACCUUGGUGAACAUAGUGUCCACCAGGUGCGGGUCUCCACCUCCCCGUUAACCAGGGAGUCUCCCGCCACCCGAAGGGCAACACCCCCCGACCCUCAGCCAUCCACCAACCUCACAGGCCUCGACCCAACCCCCUCUCAGCCCACCGACCUCGACAUGGAAAUCUUAAGCCCAACCGACUCGCGCCCAGCAUCCCCCAUGGCCCCGCCGUCGCCCAUCAAUAUGGACGAAGACUCCCAAAUCGGGGUCCUUUCCUCCCCAAUCUACAUAUCCUCCACUGAUCCUUUUGACCAGCAGAAUAACAUCGUCACUUCCUCGCUUCACUCUAUCGCAGACUGGCUUGAAUCCGUCAAAUGGGACGCUGUCUUCGGAUGCAACCCCUUGGAUGCCGCUACCCUGAACUCGAACCCCCUUGCCAGCGCAGCAACACGAGUCGUCCGGUACCUCAAUGCCGGUAUUGCUGGCAGGUCCGUCACAGUCCCCGAACUCCAGACUCCCCCGCCCGCACAGCCGCCCCGGACCACAAACCCACAGCAGCCACCGCCUCCGGCCACACAACCACCCUUGGGCUUUGACGCCCGCUCUAACACUCCUGGCCGCAUGUCCUAUGCGAGGGCCGUCUCGCACUCAUCCCAAGCCCCUUCCAACGGUUACACUAACUGGACCGUCUUGCGGUCUCCGUCAAGACAGUCUGCCUCCACCAACGAUGCAUUCAUCGAUGAAAUCAUCAGGCUAAGAGAGGUGAACCCAGACCUCUCUGCAGGCGAACUUUUGGCGCUCCAAUGCCACAUUGCUGCCAGUCGACCCCCCAGACCCCACUACGCCUCCCUUCCAAGAGGCGCCCGUCGCGCCGUCCAUGUUGUCUUCUCAGGGCCCAAGCCUGACCCUGCCCCACUUCCUGCAGUCGUCGUACAGGCGGUCAACGCCAGACUACCCGCCAAACGAAGCGCGUCCCACGCCGCUUCAGCCAAUUGGUUGUCCUGCAAUAACGUCACUAUCAGAUUUGCCCAGGCCCCAGAAGAACUGGAGAUCACCGCAGUCCGGUCAGUGCUUGGAACCCUUUUCCCACACAUCCCACCAUCGUCCUAUUCUGUUGGGAAACGGCAAAUUAUCUCUACGGUGAAGUUUCACCGCCUCCCCCUCACCCACCCUGAUGGUUCCCCUAUCACAGUUGAACAAUACACCGCAGAACUCAAGGCCUCCCCGGCAUGGCAAUCUGUGCACAUUCCACGACCCCCCUGUCUGGUCCAAGAGAAGGACUCCCACGUAGGCACACUGUAUGUCGACUUCUAUGACAACAGCCUCCUAUCGACCCUGCACCAAGUCCUAUGCGAUCCCGCCCUCUUCCAGGGCGAAGCGGUACACCCGGUCAAAUACCACAAGCAGUACUCCACACCCCAAUGCACUGCCUGUCUCCAAUGGGGCCACCCCACCCUGCUUUGCCGCUCCCCCACCCAUCGAUGCGCCCACUGCACAGGCCUCUACUCAGUGCAAGACCACCGCCAGCGAGCUGAAUGCUGCCAUGGCGACAACCCCACCCCCGACAGCCUCCUGUGCCCCCAUUCCCCCUCUUGUGUCAACUGCGGUGCACCCCAUAAUGCCACCAAUCGCUCCUGCCCAUUUUACCAGAACCGGCACAACACCGCUUGGAUCGAGCAACACCAGCCAAACCCCCUGGAUCAAUGCCAAUCUCGCGAUAGGCAUGAUGUACCGAGCUCGCGCUACGACACAGCGAGACCCCAAGGCCCUUCUAGGAGCCGCCGUGUGCAUUUUCUCCCCGUCCCCAGCACCUCACCUGCUGAACCCCAAAGCCCGCAGCAUGUAAAUGCACGUGGCUUGUAUGCCCCUCCGCGCCAGGCCAUCGCCGGCCCGUCUCGCCCUCACUAG
Heterobasidion irregulare TC 32-1 is the source of this 2064-nucleotide messenger RNA. RefSeq lists its product as uncharacterized. Bases 1 to 2064 code for a protein of 687 amino acids. The transcript has a single exon. The record is from RefSeq and is a predicted model, not a curated record. Lineage: Eukaryota; Fungi; Basidiomycota; Agaricomycetes; Russulales; Bondarzewiaceae.